Olea europaea var. sylvestris is the source of this 2510-nucleotide messenger RNA. RefSeq lists its product as uncharacterized. NCBI's taxonomy places the organism in Eukaryota, Viridiplantae, Streptophyta, Magnoliopsida, Lamiales, Oleaceae. Gene Ontology annotation, cellular component: nucleus; DNA replication factor C complex. Bases 440 to 2356 code for a protein of 638 amino acids. The record is from RefSeq and is a predicted model, not a curated record. Gene Ontology annotation, molecular function: DNA clamp loader activity. Gene Ontology annotation, biological process: DNA repair; DNA-templated DNA replication. The transcript is spliced from 6 exons.
UUCAUUUUUGCUGGAAAAUAGCUGCAACCAUGCACAAAUGAUGCUAGGAACUGGUUUUUUAUCCAGCUCUGCUUGUACCGAUCCGGAUUACAGUUAUAGCCCGAUAUUACAUUCGGCGUCUUAUCCGAUGUUAAAUCCUUGUAGACAUCGUUGUCUCAAAUACUCCCAUACCUAUUCUUCAUUAAAUUCCCCUUGUUCUUACCACCAGCCGUUCACUUCUCGAUGGAAUUUGGAAUCUUUGCUCGGCCGAUUCUUAAUUCUCUUUUUUCUAUUUUUACGGCCCCCUGCAUUUCAUUUUCACUUUUAUAUUUUCCACCAAAACACUAGGUGGCAUUGGGUUGACAACAGAGCAUUUUCCGAGGCUUAAAAGCAGUUAUGCUUUGAAAAUAUUGAAUAUACCCUACAGGUGUUCGACGAAAUUCCUGGCGUUUGGUGAAAGAUGGAGGGUUCAUUAAGGUACAGCAGGAGAAGUAGUGGAUAUGAGCCUUCGGAUACCGAGACUGAUUUUCCAAACAGUCCCAGGCGUGAGUGGGAUACAAAUGUAGAAUUCCAAAAUAUGGGCAAUGAUCAAGGUAGGAGCACUAGCCCUCUGAGAACUCUUAAACUUGAGGCUCCUCCUCGAAGAAGGCAUAGCAAGUCCCCAUAUAAAUCACAUGGAGAAGAUGGUAAUGCUCGUUUGGUCUUACAUAAUUCUGAUUUACGCAGAAAUAUUAGUCCACUUCCACGUAGAACUCAUUCUGUCGGUGGAAAUGUUAGUCCAUUUUCAAAAUUUGAACGCAGGAAGAAUCCUGAUGAUAGGGGAAAUGUUAGUCCAUUUACAAAAUAUGAAGGCAGAACCAAUCCUGAUGAUAGAGGAAAUCUUAGUCCAUUUUCAAAAUCGGAACACAGGAUCAAUCCUGAUAAUAGAGGAAAUGUUGGCCCAUUUUUUAUAUCUGAACGCAGGAGACAUGUUUCUUCAUACAAACGUGGCGAAGAGGAUGGUGAUUUGCACGAUGAUGAGACUGUCGCCCCUAAUGGAAAACAAAGUCUUAAACUCGUUAAUCAUGAUGUGAGGAUGAUUGAGAAAUCCAAUCAUAGUAGGAGAGCAGUUUCUGCUCCUAGAUCAAAUUUGAGAGAGAAGGACCUAAGGAUCAAGUAUGAACACGAUGAACAAAGAAAAGGGGAUAGGACUUCCUCCCCCUUGCCUCAGAAGGAGAUAGAUGCUUCUCAUAAAUAUGGUCCUUCAAUUGGUGAAAUUAAUGAAAUUGUUGCAAAUGCCAAAAUUUCAAAAUGGUUGGAUAGCCGUGCUCCUGCUUCCAACUUUGAGAGCACAGAUUCCAUCUCUCCUGGAGACAUUUUCUUUUCGCGGGAAUAUACUGCCAUUCCUAGUGUUGGCUUUCCGAGAAAUGGUGGUGUUGAUCGAAGAGGAUUUCACCCAAAGCCUCAAGUUCUUGUUGAUAGAAAUGCCGGUUCUCAUCUAGGCAACAAGUUGAAUUUCAAUCUCAACAACAAUUCUCUCUUGGCAUCACAAAUGACUGCAAACUCUAGCGCUGCUGUAAGUAGACAGACCAGUCAUAUUAGCGACUCUAUUGGCAGGACGAGUGUAAGUACAAAAAAAUUCAUUGCAAACAGGCGAAAGAGCCAAACAGAAGCAUGGUUUUCUUGUCUCAAGAAAGGAUCUUGCCGGACCAGCAAUAAAUCUCCAGAAAAAGACAGGCCUUUUGAUGAGACUUCAUUUAUUGAGAAGGCAAUUGUGAUUGAGAACCUGAGACCAUUUUGGGCUGAUAAACAUCAGCCUGCUUCAUUGAAUGGAUUCACUUGCCACAAGAAAGAAGCUCUGCUUCUUCAGCAACUUGUGUGCAACGAAAUCUUUUCACACAUCUUACUGAAGGGGCCUCCAGGUGCGGGUAAAAAGGCACUUACUAUGGCUUUUCUUCAUGAAAUAUAUGGAGACCCUGUUUGGAAUAUAUCUCAUGACUUAAGAUACUUCCAUAUCCUGGAAUCAAGGCCCACGCAAGUAAUAGUUCCUGUAAGCUCAAGUGCUCACCAUGCGGAGCUCAAUGUUCACUUGGAGCCUAAAUCUGCGUAUGCACUAACUGCUUUAGUCAAGCAAAUAAGCAGUGAAUAUGCAGUUCCCCCUGAAAUUAGCACAGUUGGGAUGAAGACAGAUUAUAAAGUAUUGGUUCUCUACGAUGUUGACAAAGCAGCAGAGAACAUACAGCACCUAGUAAAAUGGAUCAUGGACUGUUAUUCUGAUUCUUGUAAACUUAUCCUUUGCUGUGAAGAUGAUGUAGACAUCCUUGAAUCGGUAAAAAUCCGCUGCAAAGUUAUCAAGGUUGAAGCCCCUGUGACUCAUGAAGUAGGUUUUAGAUCUUAACCCAUGUACUUUUAAGCUUAUCGAUUCACAAAUUCAUGUAGGUGAAUGAAUUCUCACACAUAACAACUGCAAACGCAUAUUCCCGAGCAAAUGGAUUAUCUUUCUUUUUCUUUUUGGUCAAUCCUUAUGUGGUUUACAUAAAGUCACCAUUCGA